Periconia digitata is the source of this 1911-nucleotide messenger RNA. The record is from the annotation of a GenBank genome assembly. Lineage: Eukaryota; Fungi; Ascomycota; Dothideomycetes; Pleosporales; Periconiaceae.
CCGUGCGGUGUGAGAUGUCGAUUUGUAAGAAUAAAGAGGAAUGCCCCGAUAGUAACCUUCAAUCAGCCCUCCAUUUGCAAGUACCCACCAUCAUCAGUACUUCAAUUGAAACGACAGAAAUCAGUUGAGAAAGGAAUCAUGACUGUAUUCUUUGUAGCUGCAAUUAGCGCAUCGAUUUUACUCAAUGCGUUCUCAAACGCGUUCUCCUUGCCACAGAUGGAGACUAAUGGCGAAUCCAUUCUUGGUACUGUUGACUCACCGUUGUUAGAGCCAUUGGAAGGUUCAUCAUGGGGAGAUAUGUCGCUCGAGACCACCAACGUAUAUACUGCAACAUUCUCGGACGCUGUAGUGCGACGAUAUACAUUCAAUGUCGCUAGGGUAUCACUCGCUCCAGAUGGCGUUACCUCGCCAAUGAUUGUGGUCAACGGCGCGUUCCCUGGGCCGACCAUCGAGGCCAAUUGGGGAGAUAUCAUUGAAGUUACAGUGAAUAACCAAAUCCAAGGCCCGGAAGCUGGGACAAGCAUACAUUGGCAUGGCCUCUUGCAACAUGAUACGCCUUUUAUGGAUGGUGUUCCUAGCGUCACUCAAUGCCCGAUCGCGCCCGGAAAAAGCUUUGUUUAUCGAUUCAAAGCAGACAGGCCUGGUACUAGUUGGUGGCAUGGACAUUUUGCAGCCCAAACUGCAGGUGGGCUUCAUGGUGCUAUUGUAAUUCAUGGACCUCCACAGAAUGGGGCGCAAUACGACGUAGAUAUAGGGCCAGUCUUACUCAGCGAUCGUUAUCACAUAGACUAUCGAACACUGAUCCAAGGAUAUCUGAGCGUUCCGCUGCAGCUAAUACCCAGCGACAGUAAUCUCAUCAAUGGGAAAGGAACUUUCAAUUGCUCCACGACUUCCUUGCCAUGCAAGCCAGAUGCUGGAUACUCCAAAUUUAUGUUUCAAUCUGGAAAGCGACAUCUUCUUCGCCUCAUCAACUCAGGGGCUGAAGGUCUCCAGCACUUCACCAUCGACAACCACGAAUUCCUGGUCGUUGAGCUCGACUUUGUAUCGAUCAUUCCAUUCAAGACAAAUAAGAUUACACUUUCGCCCGGACAAAGAGCCAACAUUGUCGUUCAGGGUACUGGCAAACCAUCCGAUGCAGUUUGGAUGCGCACAGACAUUGACCCCGUCUGUGCUACCGCGACAAAUCCCAAGACCCGGGCAAUAAUACUGUAUGAGACAGCAGAUCAUGGUGCAAUUCCAAACACAACCGCGACACCAUACACGGCCGUCGGUUGUACCACAUACGAGCUUUCCCAAACCACUCCCGUGUACGCGAUCGCACCGCCCCCUAAACCUGCAACACACAUCGACCUCGACAUCACGGUGGGCGUCAAUGACACUGGUCACACCCAGUGGUACAUGAACGGGAGUCCCUUUCGCGCGGACAUAAACCAGGCACUGCUUGCACGUGCAGCUGUUGGAGAUACUGCUUUCGAGAGACCCGAGUGGAACGUCUACAAUUUUGGCUCAAACUCCAGCGUGCGUAUGCUGAUGCGAAACUACCACAUAAGCCCCCAUCCCAUGCACCUACACGGUCAUGACUUCUGGGUUCUUGCCGAGGGUCACGGUGAAUGGGACGGCUCUGUCGUCAACCCAAGUAAUCCGAUCAGAAGGGACACGCAUCAAGUCCUACCCAUGGUGGAUGACAAACCAGGGUACGCGGUCAUCGAAUGGGAGCAGGAUAAUCCGGGGAUUUGGGCGUUCCAUUGCCAUAUCUUUUCGCAUUCGAGUUUGGGGUUUUACAUUAAUAUUUUGGAGAGACAAGCCGACAUUCAGGACACACUAAUCCCAAACGCAGUUACUAACUCUUGCACGUCUUGGAACGAAUAUGCAAUGAAAAACGAGGUAGAGCAACCUGACUCAGGCAUUUAA